Tupaia belangeri chinensis (Chinese tree shrew) is the source of this 2177-nucleotide messenger RNA. It is a transcript of the gene IFIT1B, whose product is annotated as interferon induced protein with tetratricopeptide repeats 1B. Gene Ontology annotation, biological process: defense response to virus. Gene Ontology annotation, molecular function: RNA binding; protein binding. Gene Ontology annotation, cellular component: cytosol. The coding region runs from base 427 to 1761 and encodes 444 amino acids. NCBI's taxonomy places the organism in Eukaryota, Metazoa, Chordata, Mammalia, Scandentia, Tupaiidae. The record is from RefSeq and is a predicted model, not a curated record. The transcript has 2 exons.
AAUCAAAGCCCAGACAGCCUUCUCUCUCUGAGUUUCGUUUUUCACCAAAACAUAACCCUGUCAACUUCACUGGGCCUUGAGAGUAUGAAAAAAAUGCCUGGACUUCCUGCCAUAUAUAAGCACCAUGCUUAUCUGAGAUGCUCUAGAACUCUGGACGAACCUUGGGGCAGCCUCUCAGCCUGAGCCAAGACAUUGCUGAGCCCCUGCUAUCUCACAGCACCAUGAGGUAAAGGCUUUCUCUGCUUCAUUGACCUUCACUUUCCUGAAGGACUAGCUCUCAGGCAGGCAUCAUCCUGAGGAAGCUAAUGCUUAAGACCCUGCUGGAAACUCUCCACCUGUGAGGAAUCUGCCAGAAAACACAUUAAAGAUAGUCUGCUUCAGCUGAGAUGUCACUUUACAUGGAAGUUGCUCAUUGAAGACUCUGAAAUGCCUGAUUUAGAAAACAGGGUCUUGGAUGAGGUGGAGUUCCUAGACACUAAAUACAAAAUGGUAACCCACAACCUACUGGCCUAUGUGAAAAACCUGAAUGGCCAGAACGAGGAGGCCCUGGAGAACUUAAAGAAAGCUGAAGACUUAAUCCAGAAAGAGUAUGCUGACCACUUGGACAUGAGGAGUCUGGUGACCUGGGGCAACUAUGCCUGGGUCUAUUACUACAUGGGCAGGCUGGCAGAAGCCCAGACGUACCUGGACAAGGUGGAGAAGACUUGUAAGAAGUUUUCAAGUCCCUUCUGCUAUAGGAUGGAGGAUCCUUGGAUGGACAACGAGGAAGGAUGGGCCUUGCUGAAGUGUGGAGGAAGGAAUUAUGGACAGGCCAAGGCCUGCUUUGAAAAGGCUCUGGAAGUGGACCCCGACAACCCCGAAUUUAACGUUGGCUAUGCGAUCACCACCUAUCGUUUGGAUUACUCUUAUGGAACACCAUGUAACAUUAAGAAUACAAUUUCCCUGCAGCCCCUAAUGCAGGCCAUCAGGCUAAAUCCGGAAAAUGCUUAUAUUAAGGUUCUCCUUGCCCUGAAGCUUCAGGAUUUAGGACAGGAUGCUGAAGGAGAAAAGCACCUUGAAGAAGCACUGAGCAGCCAUUCCUCACAGACCUAUGUUUUGAGAUAUGCGGCCAAGUUCUACCGAAGAAAAGGCUGCCUGGAUAAAGCUCUCCAGCUUUUAAAUAUGGCCUUGCAGGCGACACCCACCUCUGCCUUCCUGCAUCGCCAGGUAGGGCUUUGCUAUAAGGCACAAAUGAUCCAACUGAAAAUAGCUAAAAACAUGCAGCCGAGAGGGCAGGACAGAGAAACUCUGGACAGAUUGGUUCAAUUGGCUAUAGAUAAGUUCGAAAAGACUUUAGCACUAAAGCCCACAUUUGAGAUGGCUUACGUGGACCUGGCUGAAAUGUACGCAGAAGCGGGCCACCACAGAAAGGCCGAGGAUACUUUUCAGAAAGUGUUACACAUGAAGGUCACUGAUAACCAUUUGCAGCAAGAGAUCCAUUUCCGCUAUGGCCGUUUCCAAGAAUUUCAUGGGAAAUCUGAAGAUAGAGCAAUCACCCAUUAUUUAAAAGGUCUAAAACUAGAAACAAUGUCCCUCGCCCGGGAGAAGAUUCUCAGUGCUUUAGAGAAGUUGGCUAAACGGCGUUUUUACCGGAAUGUACACGUGGUAGAAAGCGCCAGCCUCCUUGGACUCAUCCACAAAUUAAAAGGGGAAGUGACUGAAGCCCUGCUGUACUAUGAGAUGGCUCUGAGGAUGGCUGCUGACCUGAACCCUUUAUUUUGAAAUGCAGGUCACUAUUACCAUGGAGUGUCUUCCCAGCUAAAUAUAUCAACAGUCUUGCCUGAGUGCUGCACUCAGAAAUAUAGGAGCUGAUGAAAAGCAGAAUGCUGGGGUACAGUAUAUCUCAUCCUCUCUGCCUGGCCCUGUCUUGCUUUCCCCUUCAACCAUCUGGUGACAACAAGAUUCCUCCACAGCACAGCCCUGCCAUCUCUGGCCAAGGCUGAUAAAUGCUGUUUCAGACCCUUGUCAUCGGCUGGACCAAUACAAAUAGUUUUCCUUAUGAUUUUGCCUUUGGGAUAAACAUCUCCCAGCCUCAAUCUAGCCGGUGUCAUGAACAGAGGAGACUUGAGCAGGGAAGGUUUCGUUUUUGUGUAGUCAAGGGGACUGACCUGUAAGAAGAUCUAAGAGCAAAAAAAAAA